This is a messenger RNA of Acytostelium subglobosum LB1, 348 nucleotides long. RefSeq lists its product as hypothetical. The transcript is spliced from 2 exons. Lineage: Eukaryota; Evosea; Eumycetozoa; Acytosteliales; Acytosteliaceae. Gene Ontology annotation, molecular function: RNA polymerase II general transcription initiation factor activity; TBP-class protein binding. Gene Ontology annotation, biological process: transcription initiation at RNA polymerase II promoter; RNA polymerase II preinitiation complex assembly. The record is from RefSeq and is a predicted model, not a curated record. Gene Ontology annotation, cellular component: transcription factor TFIIA complex. The annotation marks the transcript as partial.
GAAGAAAUGCAACAACAUAAGAUGAGAUAUUAUGAACUGUACAGGAAGUCAACAAUUGGUGAAGCACUGACAGAUACACUAGAUGAUAUGGCCAACAACAACUAUAUCAGUCAACAAUUAUAUGAUAAAGUUGUUCUACAGUUUGAUAAAUCAAUCAACGAGGCACUGGCCAACACAGUUAGGAACAAAGCAACGUUCAAGGGUGACUUACACACAUAUAGGUUCUGCGAUAGCGUUUGGACAUUCAUUCUGGAGAAUGCAGAGUUUAAGACUGAUAAUGAAGUGAUCAAGGUGGACAAUGUCAAGAUCGUAGCUUGUGAUGCAAACCUCUCAAAUGAGAAGGAGAAG